CCGCCGCGCGCCGCCUCACGGGCCUGGGGGGCGGGAGCGCGGGGCUCGGUGGUUGUGGGUCGUUAGUUAAUUAGAGUGAGGGGGUAAUUAGUAAGUAGAGAGGGUGGAGGUCGUUCCGAAGGGAUUGUGUAAGGGCUCUGGGAGGGCAGGUGCGAGAGCAGCUCCAGGAACGGGUUCAGCCUCUCUGUGACUGGUAUCACAUCAGGAUAACAGCUCAAAAUCCACAUCUGUAGCCAAAAAAAAUUCUCAGUAUAAAGUGGUAUUUUUAAAAUCCGGGUUUGUCAGGAGUAGAAUCCGGUGUCAGAGCUCCAGCACCAUGCAGAGAGCCUCGCGGCUGACAAGGGAGCUCUCGCUCCUGGCUACGGAGCCACCUCCGGGCAUCACCUGCUGGCAGAACGGGCAGCUCGAUGACCUGCGGGCACAAAUUUUAGGAGGUGUGGACACACCAUAUGAGAAAGGAAUAUUCAACCUGGAAAUCAUAGUUCCUGAAAGGUACCCAUUUGAGCCACCAAAGAUACGCUUCCUGACCCCCAUCUACCAUCCCAACAUCGACUCUGCUGGGAGGAUUUGCCUGGAUGUUCUUAAGUUACCCCCGAAGGGUGCAUGGAGGCCUUCCCUGAACAUCUCCACCCUGCUGACCUCCAUCCAGCUGCUGAUGGCAGAGCCCAACCCUGAUGACCCUCUCAUGGCUGACAUUUCCUCGGAGUACAAGUACAACAAGCAGCUGUUCCUGCUCAACGCCAGGGAGUGGACUGAGAAAUACGCAGGGCAGCUGAGAGCUUCCAAGCCUUUGGAAGAGAAAAUCAUCCAAAGUGAAACAAGCGCCAGCAGUGAAUCGACCGCGCAGAAAAGAAAAGGGGUUAACAUCAGCAGGAAGGAGAAGAAAUCCUGCCCAGAUUCCUGAGGGGGGGUUUGUUCUCUUGGGGCUGUCACUGUCCCCUUCCCCUCACACAGGUACAAGGAAAGAGUCUGCCUUUAAAGGGCUGCACCAGCUUUGGGUUUCUGUUCCCUUGCAUGGGGUGGUUUUUUUGGUGAAAAGUUCCAUUAUAUUAAUAAAAUAUAAAGCUUUUA
This is a messenger RNA of Corvus hawaiiensis (hawaiian crow), 1071 nucleotides long. It is a transcript of the gene UBE2T, whose product is annotated as ubiquitin conjugating enzyme E2 T. Bases 317 to 904 code for a protein of 195 amino acids. The transcript has 7 exons. NCBI's taxonomy places the organism in Eukaryota, Metazoa, Chordata, Aves, Passeriformes, Corvidae. The record is from RefSeq and is a predicted model, not a curated record.